Messenger RNA from Aspergillus piperis CBS 112811, 1633 nucleotides. Its product is annotated as aminotransferase class-III. The transcript is spliced from 2 exons. Gene Ontology annotation, molecular function: pyridoxal phosphate binding; transaminase activity. The record is from RefSeq and is a predicted model, not a curated record. Bases 297 to 1574 code for a protein of 425 amino acids. NCBI's taxonomy places the organism in Eukaryota, Fungi, Ascomycota, Eurotiomycetes, Eurotiales, Aspergillaceae.
UUCAAAUCAGUAAGUCUUCUGAUUAUCAGUUCUACAUGCAUUGAGUAACUGUGAGACGUAUCUAUCUCUCGCAUCUACACUAACGUCAAUUCGAAUCAGCAUCAGAAUCAGCACUGAUCGGCCGAUGCUUAUCUCGACAGUCUCAACCCCGCACGGCACAUUAUGCAACUUAGCACUUUCCAAGCCUCUCUAACUUCAUCUGCUAUCAGACCCAAUCUUUCUUAACACACCCUAUACUGGGUAACAUUUUACUUACAACUACUUGUUUCUAACAAUCGAAAUAGAACAUCACCACCAUGGCCUACCAGUCAGACGAAUCCCUAGCCACAAUUCUAAACAAUUCCCUGAGCCAUCACAUUGAAAUCUUCCGCGCUAGGAACUUAAAGUCAGGCGCAGCCAUUCAAACAGCUGAAAACAGUAUCCCCAAUGGCACCUCGCGCGGUGUGCUCUUUCACAUCCCGCACCCACUCGUCUUCCGCGGCGGACAUGGCUGCUAUCUCACCUCACUAGACGGAGACGAAUACGUAGACUUCGUCUCCGAAUACACAGCAGGCAUGUUCGGGCACUCGCAUCCAGCCAUCAUUGAGGCCAUGCAAACUGUCACGCAGCAAGGGUUCACGCUGGGCGGUGUUACCAGCAAAGAGGGUGAACUGGCGCAACUUCUUAUCUCGCGGUUCGCAAGUAUAGACGCAAUCCGGUUCUGUAAUUCGGGGACGGAGGCAAAUAUGUUCGCUUUGGGGGUUGCUGUCGCAUUCACGGGGAGAAAGAAGAUCCUCGUCUUCAAAAACGGCUAUCACGGCGGCACGCUCACCUUCGGGGCUAACACCGCCCUCAACCUUCCCCACGAAUUUACUAUCGCGAAUUACAACGACAUCCCAGAUACCCGAGCAAAACUCACCUCCGACAUUGCUGCCAUCCUCGUGGAACCUAUGCAGGCGGCGGGAGGGAUGAUCCCGGCUGACAUUCCCUUUCUGCAAUUCUUACGGGACGAAGCGACCCGACUGCAGGCAGUACUCAUCUUCGACGAAGUCGUCACAUCACGACUCUGCUAUGGCGGACUUCAGGAACGGUACGGUAUUGUACCGGAUAUGACGACUUUAGGGAAGCAUUUCGGCGGCGGGUUCUCGUUCGGUGCAUUUGGCGGGAAGAAGAAAAUUAUGCAGUUGUUUAAGCAGGGAGAAGAGCAGUCUUUAUUCCAUACUGGGACGUGGAAUAACAAUGUGUUUUCAAUGACGGCUGGUGUUGUAGCGGCUAAUCUGAUGAGUCGGGAGGCGCUGGAGCGGGCGAAUGAUUUGGGAGAUUAUUUGAGGGAAGGAUUACGUCGCAUAUUUGAGCAAAGGUGGUGUGCUUGGCUUGAUGUGGUCGUUAGUGGAAUAGGGAGUACAGUGGGAGUGAAGUUUUUGGGGGAGAAGGGGGACAUGAUUCGGGAUCUCUAUUAUUUCUAUCAGUUGGAAGGGGGCGUGUAUAUGGCGCAUCGGGGAUCGUUUGCAGUCAACCUGGUGCAUCAACGGGAGCAUGUGGAUUUGGUGCUGGAGGUGACGAGGAAGUUUUGUCGCUCGCUGUCGUACAUGUAGCCGAAGUUUAUAUGUUCAGUUACAGAGGCAGAGAACACAUUGUGACGUUGAUGGAGCAU